Messenger RNA from Owenia fusiformis, 2057 nucleotides. The record is from the annotation of a GenBank genome assembly. Lineage: Eukaryota; Metazoa; Annelida; Polychaeta; Sabellida; Oweniidae.
GGAGAAAUGGCAGGUAAACUUGACGAAGAGAGAUUCCUCGCGUUUUUGCAGCGUUUCUGCGCAGAUCACAAAGAACAGAUAGGGGAAGAUGAUCCAUUACCAUUUAAACUUGUUACCUACUACCUCCUUGAAGUGGAAGCUCGCGCUGAAUGCAUGGAUUGGGCAAUUCAAUACCUUGAGAAAAGUGAGUGCCCCGUGGGUCUAGCAUCACACAUUGCUCACUCUGUAGCUGAAGAUAUACUUAACACAGACCUCAGUAGACACAUAGAAGCUGAUAGCGACCCUCCACAGUUAAAGGCAGACUCAUUAGCAAGAGAUGUAUUCAACAAGGUUCAUGAGGUCUGCAAUAGGUGGAGCCAAAGUCUUCCAGUUUUUAACCAAUCAGAGAGGCAGCUUGAAGUAUCUACAUAUUACAUCAAGAAUACUCGUCGUAAAAUGGAAGAUAGGCACGUCGUGCUUCCGGACCUAAAUAGCUUAUUUGGAUUCAAGGAUGCAGUUGAUCAAUCAUAUUUUGCUGUAUUUGAUGGUCACGGUGGAGUUGAUGCCUCUGUGUACGCAGCUACUCAUUUACAUCAUAACAUUGUCAACCAUCCUAACUUCAAUGAUGACUUGGAAACUGCCAUGAGACAUGGGUUCACUGAUACAGAUGCCAAAUUUGUAGCAAAGGCAGCACGUGAGAGUAUACGAAGUGGUAGCACAGGUGUAUGUACUAUACUGAGGGAUGGGACUCUACAUGUAGCCUGGCUAGGGGACUCUCAAGCCAUGCUUGUAAAGAAUGGGAGCCAGUUUACACUUAUGGAGCCACACAAACCAGAACGAGAGGAUGAGAAGAAGCGCAUUGAAGAGCUGGGAGGCUGUGUAGUUUGGUACGGAGCCUGGCGAGUGAAUGGUUCACUGUCUGUAUCAAGAGCAAUAGGAGAUGCUGACCACAAACCCUACAUCAGUGGGGAGCCCGACUAUGCAUCUUUCCCUAUAGGGGGCUCUGAUGACUACAUAGUCCUAGCAUGUGAUGGAUUAUGGGACACUGUGACCCCCAAUGAUCUAGUACAUAUAGUUCACGAACAUAUCAAAGAAACUAAUGACUAUAACUCCGUUGCUAAGAAACUUGUUGAGACUGCCCGAGAUAAUGGCUCUAACGAUAACAUCACCGUGGUUGUGGUAUUCCUACGACGUGACAUUGGGACGCCAUCUGGUGGUGAGGCUGAAAAAGAGGCAGAAGGGCAACAAAAAGACUCAGGGGAUCAUAAUUCGGCAGCUCCACCAGACAAUUCUCAGGGAGAAGAUCAGGGAAAUACUGACCAAUCAGGUGGCAGUAAUAUCAACCAAUCAGGUGACAGUAAUACUCACAAUACCCAAAUGAAUUCAAACAAUAGUUUACAAUACAAUACAGUCAGUAAGGAACUGAACUCUACCCUACUAUUACAUGCAAACACUUCCGAGACUGACGGAAAUAAUAAUUUCCCAUCAAAACCCAAGAAUCGCAAUAAUUUCCACCAUUAUGGCGGAACGAACCACAAUUUUGAUUCGAGUCAUUUUGAACUUGGUGCUAUGGACUCAGCGAUUACGAGUAUAAACAAUAGGCCACCUAUUGGUAGAGUAGGGAACCACAAAAUCAAACUACCUAAAAUCACUAGUAGCUCAUCGAGACCAGAUGGGGGUGUGGAAUUAUUCGGGGGCAUAAUGGCUCAUAAAGUGACACUAGGCUCCAGAGAGGAAUCAAACCGAGUGGCCAUGAACAAUAAUAUUAACUCAAGACCACAAGACUGUGCUACAACAACAACGACAGCUAAACUCGACCUGAAUCCCCCUUUAAGGAAAUACUCGGGGAAUGCUCCUUUAAAUAAGGAUGACUUGUCUUCCCAUACUCCUCUGCCUGAUAUUCAAACCACUGAGGCUACUUCAACCAUAUAUGGUAGCCGUAGCCCAGAGCUUUUCGUGCAUCAAGAAGCCAAGAAAUCAUUCAGACCUCGGAAAUCUAGAUUAUUUAGAAUUUAAUAGUAGAUAUGAAUGUUAUGCUGGCUAAGUCAAUUCAGGAUUGGUUGUGUUCAGAUUUUUGG